Messenger RNA from Acanthamoeba castellanii str. Neff, 297 nucleotides. RefSeq lists its product as uncharacterized. Gene Ontology annotation, molecular function: protein binding. The coding region runs from base 1 to 297 and encodes 98 amino acids. The transcript is spliced from 3 exons. The record is from RefSeq and is a predicted model, not a curated record. Lineage: Eukaryota; Discosea; Longamoebia; Acanthamoebidae.
AUGGCCCUGUCCAGCGCCGGCCCCGAGGGUGGCGACGCCCAAGUCCACGCCCCACCCGUCGUAACGCACACAGGCGGCGCCGUCCUCCGUGUGCAAAUGCAAGGUGACCGCAUCGUCACCGGCUCGCGCGACAAGACUGCUAAAGUGUGGGAUCUGCGUUCGCCGGCCGAGCCGAGGGCGGUCCUCACGCUACCACACGAGGAUUGGGUGACCAGCCUCCAGUUCGACGAGGAGACGCUCAGGUGUGCCUGGGGCGCCGACAUCUCGACCUACUUCUUUCGCUCUGCCGAGGCUUGA